UCCCGCGGCAAGAAGUGGUUAUUACCUAAAUUCGGCCCGCGGAUCGAUCGAACCAGUGCUCUCUACCGUUCGUUACAAACGUAUUCAAGAAACCGUCCGUCGACGACGAUUCUCGUCUUGAGUGUCCCUUUCCUCGAAACGAGUCGCUUAAGAAACGAGCGAAGUAAGGAAAAAAAGAAAGAAAAAAGAAAGAAAGAAAAAAGAAAAAACGAGGUUUCUAUGGCGGUGGCUAGAUUUAACGUAAAAAGAGAAUACGGGUCAAGCUUUUUUUUUAUAGCGACAAGGGCAAUCCCGCGAUAAUGCAGCCCGAUUCUCUCUGUGUUGUCUCUCUUUCUCUCUCUCUCUCUCUCUCCCUUUGGGAUUCUCGGUGUGUAUAGAAAGAGAGAGGGUUCAUUGAAAACAUACUUAUUUUCUCUAUCCGCAAUUGGCCCAGCAGGAAUCUCACCUUGAAUCGUGCGCGUUCUCUAAUUGUGCGUUUUCAAUGUUAGGUUAUGUUUACAGUGGUCACGGAAUAUCGUAAAAUAAUUUCAAUAAUUUCGAAUGAUUUGCUCUUUCUGGAAUAUUUGAGUGAUAACUUGAAAGUUUUUUGUUAAAGAUAUUUUCUUUCUUUCUUUCUUUUUUUCGCGAGCUCGAAUUUCAUGAUUUCGAUGUUCUACGCAGACAGUCCGCAGACUUCGAAUUCGUUCGGAUGGACUCGGCAAAAAUCGGAUACGUUCGGUUCGUGAUUCUAUUAUUAAAAGUAACAGACCGAGAUCGUUUAAUUAAUGUUGAACCGAAAUUGAGCUAUUCUUACCGAUCUUACUCGAAUUUUUCCGAUUUUCGGAAACUCGGAUUCUCGAUAUUAGGAGCCAUUUCGCACAUCUGUUGCACUUUUGUCGAUUUUUACGUUUCGAGUUUUUUUUUUUUUUUACUUACAAGAACAAAUUAUUACACGAGCUACCUAUUUUUUCGAUAAGGUAUUUUUCAACAUUCCUAAAAUUUUUUAUAUUCUUCUUUCGCAAUCUUUUUCUUUCAAAAUAAUGAUUAUUUUGAUUGUACGGUGCAUUGGAGUAGAAGUUUCUUUGUUGAAAUUUCAUAGGGAUAUGGGAAUGCGAAAACAUGGUAAACUGCGCGAAUAGAGAUGUUAUUCUAAAGGAAUGAAAUUUCGUUGCUUUUGAACUUAGAAGGGAAGAGAGGAACCUCGUAUUUUUCAUCUUUUGUUUAUCCUAAAAUUUAAUCUAUUUUCCUCGCAUAUAUUUUUUAAUUAUUGAUAGAUCAAAUUUACGAUUCUUUAUGCGAGAGAAUAUUUUUAAACAUAAUAUAAAUAUAAAGUACAUAUUAAUCUUUUACUUUUCAUUUUAUAACGAAAGAAUUAUAUUCAUCUGCGAUUCUUUUUCUUUUAUUCGAAUAACUAAAUUUCAGUUACUUGUAGUGUAAAAUUAAAGAACGCGUUUUUAUCGUUAUUCCCUCGAAUAAAGCCUGUGUUGUUUCAUCGAACAAAGAUGAGUGCAUCCGCGUUUUUGAUAGUGUGAAUACGUUAUCUGGCGAAUCGCAUACGUAGAACCGGAAACGUUUAUCGAUUUUUCAUCUAGCCAUUUCUGUAUCGGUGUAAAAUGCAGAGAUAGGCCGACACAUCACUCUAUAUUCAACGAUCAUAUUCGUCAAGAUACAUUUUUCGAAUAAAGCGUAUAAAUCAAUAGCUUUAUUCUUACUCUUUUGCUUUGUUUUGUUUUUCUUCUUUAUUUUUAUUCCAAACGAAAACAAUUUUGUUCUUCAUACGAUAAAUGAAAAAAAAAAGAAAAUUCGUCGUAUUUGCAUAUUUAUUUUCAAACGAAAAUCGCUCGUUUUUUAUCGCAUUUGAGGCAUUAAACAUGUUUUGAUCGUUUUUGCGUAACAUUUCAAAGGGAAGACAAGUUGAAAGGAAUUUCUAGUGAUACAUCAACUUUGCAUGUUUUACGAUCCAACGUGAUCUCUAAAUGGAGAUCAUAAAAAGAAAAAAUAAAUUUUACAUUGAUAGUUACUUUCGAAGAUUUUUUUUUUCGAAGGGUUUUUUUUUAAAUUUAGCGAUAUGCAUAAAUCUAUAAUAUGUAUAAUAUGUAAACGUGUGACAAUUUAUAAUGAAAAAUAUAAUGAAAAAUUUUACGUGCAUAAAAUAAAUUUGAAAUAUAUUAAUUUUUUCACUUGAAAAGAAACUCUUCUCCGUGAUUUUUUUCGGAAGAAUCGGAAAGAAGAUAGAGAAUAUUAACAUAGGUCACGUCGUGAUUACUGACAUUCCGAGUAACAUAUCGACUAAAUCAAAAAAUUCUUUCAAAUCUGCCGCAUAAUUUAAAAUUUAUUUAUUCGAAUUUAUUUUCAUGAGUCUGCGAAUUUACAGUUUCGAAAUGACCUAUGUCAACUAUUGAAAGUUCAAUUUGUGUCUCGACCUCAGCCUUCGACCUAUAACUGCCCUAUUGCAACAAAACUUCCGUUCGAGGCAACGAGAAACGGCCCACCAACAGAAGACCUCCAUAUUGGCGCGAUAUUCCGUGAACGAAAUCAGUAAGAGAUCGAUAUAAACGAGACUAUCCUUUGUAUACACAUCUUGCGACCGCGAAAUUUCUUGGCCGCACUGCGUUCGCGAGAGGGUGGCGCAUACUCGUAUGACAUGUGUGUGUAAAUACGUGGCGGCUACGUUGGCCGCGGCCGGCGCGUACGCGCGACGAAAAGAGGGAGGGAUCCGUUAUUGAUCUUCUCUCGUCGCGUACGAGCGGUUUCCCUUUCUCUUUCUCUCUCUAUUCCCCGAACAGGGAAACGUAUCGGAGCAGGGUCGGCCGAGCGAUCGCGAUGGUCGACGACAGCCACUCGCGACGAGAGCUCGACGCGUAUUGAGAGAGGCAACUCUUCUCUCGCAUUGCCUGUUCGGAACGAGCGUUGCGCGGUUCGGGCAGCCUGACCGGGAAGCGUGGCCAGGCAACGGAGGUAGCCGAGACGCGGCGAAGAUAGCCGAGCGCGGCCGAGCUCGAACGUCGGCCGAGCGUUCGUCGUUCGAAGCUAGUGGCUCAGUGCAUGCACAGCGGCCGGCCGGCGUGCAUAGUCGGUGAUAACGGCAGUGCGCUUCCGGCCCCUUUACUCUCUCUUUUUCCUUUGGGGGAUAUUUCUCUUUCUUUCUCUCUUUUUUUUUUAUUGCCACACUUGCUUCGUACGAAAACGUGUACGACGCAACAAGCAUUAAGAGAGGCGCCCUCGUGCUCGAGCCGACAUAGCCACCGGGCCUCGGGGCCCGGGGGCCAACCCAACGUAACACGCGGUUAUGGAGCUCCUAGGCUCGUCCCGGUGCGGAAGCAGCUACGAUAUCUGUGCGCGGGCGUUACCCCGUCGUUCUUCUCUCGCGUACUAGUUGUAUAGAAACUCCGCCGCGGCGACAACCAGGCCCUCCACAUUCCGCUAAAGGUACCGCAUUCAGGAUAUCGUUACUCGCGUUUCUCUUUUUGUGCGAUGGACACCUCUUAUCUCUCUUACGUGAUGCUCAUCGACAAUGGGAUUUUCUGAGACUUUAUACGAAAGACUCUGUACGAAAUUGGGUUGUAAUCAAUUAGAAGAGGAAUUACGGACGUUGUUUCAUCUUUUCUUUACUUUCGGGUGAUAUUUCAGAGUGGGUGAAUUUAUAUUAAAAGAAUUAUCGUGUUUCUUAAAUCAUCGUACACAAUGAUAAAUAAGCGAUCACGAUCGAAUGUAAUCCGCUAAAUUUUUCUCGAGUUGAAAUCUCGUGAAAAGUGUUUCUUCGCAAUGACACCCGUUCUCUUUCAUUUCACCGCGAGAUUUGAUCGUAAACGACGAGACGUUCGAGCGAUAGGAAACACGGAAACGAACACACGCAACCAUGCUCCUCCCUUUUCUCUCCUCCCUGCUCACUCUUUUUCUCGUCUUUUUCACCAUUUUUCUCGUGGCUCGUACACUCUUUGAGAGCGCACUCUCGCCACACGGUUAUAAUUGCUGCUCCGUAAGCUGAAAAAAGGAAAAAAAGAAGAAGUCUCGGUGAAAAAUCGAGGUCGAAGGGAACAAAGAGAACGGCCUUUGUUCUUGCCCAUUUUUAUUUCUCUUCUCCCCGGGGAAGAGAAGAGAGAAAUUCUUGCUCCGGUAUCUUAUCGAGAAAAAGGGGGAGGAUCUCGUUGUUUACCUGACGUAUCAGACGCCUCCGUGCCAUUAGCAACGACGAUUUACGGAAGAAAAUCGACAAUGUGGCUGCCACGAUUCCAGAUUUAUAGAGAUUUCGAGACGUGUCAACCACGUGCUCGACGUUCACCUCGAUGCUUUUUUUUUUAAAGUUCGAACCGAGUUGAAUACAAUUUAAAAAUUGUAAAUCUGGUUCUCUUUUAAUAUGGUGAUAUGCGGUACCAGUGGCUCGUGUUUGGAAGGGACGAUCGCUUGAGCGCGGAAUCGAUCGCGUGAAACCCGGCCAGCCGAUCUUCGAGUCCAGGAUGAUGACGAUGACGAUCGUGUCUGGGGACGUGUCCGAAACGAGACGUUCGAGAGAAACGCACGAAACAGCCGGUUGGGGACGCAGAACAGGACGAUAGUCGGGAUUGCCGAAGAGGAGGAAAUCGUGGCGAGGUUAAGAUUAAAAAGAGCAAGAGAGACAAACACGCGAACACGUCCGGAUGAAAAGGGACGAAGAGAAGGAAGAAAGAAGAAAGGGAGGGGAAAGAGGUAGUGGAAUUCGUUGCUGGAACAAUUAGCAAGAGGAAGGGAAGGAAGGAAGAAGAGAAAGCAGGAAAGCUGGCGUCCCAAUCGCGCGAGGGCAGCUCGCGCGGGACUCGGACCCGUCGACGGACCACCACCAAUGGCGGCUCGUUGUCAAGUCGAGGCAGCGCCACGGGCAUGCAGUGCGGCCUGUGUGCCGUGGUCGCGGGGCUGUUCAGGCGAGCGAUGUGCAUCGCGGGCAGCAGACGUGGCUCGGGCGAGUCCUGCUACCAGGAGAUCACCCCGGACACCCAGACGCGGCGCCACUCGCAACUAGCGCCCAUCGAAACCGGGCUCAAGGCUGCCGAGAUAGCGGAACACGUUAAAGAGGCUGUUGAGACGCAGGAGAGAAGAAGUGCGGAGAUAACGGUGGACAGUGGGGAGGAGAAUGUGUUCAUCCGCAUUUCCGAGAGCGCCACGCUGCCAACAUCCGGCGUAUCGGCCACGUUGGCGGAAGUCCGCGAUGAACCAAGGACGGAAUCCGCGUUCAGACGUUUGUCAGAGGUCGAUCGUAUCCUUCUCGAGAGUUUGGAUAUCGGCCGCUCGAGACCGAGGCCGACCGGUCGAUUCCUGACAAUGCACAAGAGAAGGCGUAAGAGGCUUACCACGAGAUCCUUAACCGAGGAGCCUGGUAUCCUGGACGAUAUUUUCCAUGGUCUGGUCCAGUGUGUAUUACAAAAGGCCGGAAACUGGCGGUUUAAUGCAUUUACACUGGAAACGGUAACAGGAGGACGUUCGCUGCCAGUAUUGUGCGUCCAUCUUUUUCAUUGGUAUGGUCUUCUACAAUAUUUCAAUCUGGAUGUAGUUACUGUAUGGAAAUUAUUCGCCUUUAUCGAAGAGGGUUAUCACAGUACAAAUCCUUACCACAACAGUAUACACGCGACCGACGUGACUCAAGCGAUGCAUUGCUUCCUCCAAGAGGAAAAAAUCAGAACACACUUAACCAACUUGGAGAUUAUGGCUUCGCUGAUUGCUGCGGUGACGCACGAUCUGGAUCAUCCGGGCGUCAAUCAACCGUUUCUGGUUGCCACGAGCAACCACUUGGCAGCUCUCUAUCAAAACACAUCGGUACUCGAGAAUCAUCAUUGGAGGUCGGCGAUAGGUUGCCUUCUUGAGAGUGGAGUUUCCGAUCAGUUACCGGCACACGUGAGGCCAGAACUUCAACGACAUAUAAGCUCAUUGAUUUUGGCCACAGACAUCACUAGGCAGCAAGAAUUUCUCAUUCGAUUCAAACACUAUUUGGAUGAGAAUUUGCUGGAGAUGAAACGUGCGGACGACCGGCAUUUCAUUCUACAAAUAGCCCUGAAAUGCGCUGAUAUAUCGAACCCUUGCAGACCUUGGGACAUUUCGCAGAAAUGGUCGCACAAAGUAUGUGAAGAAUUCUUUCGACAAGGCGAUUACGAACGACGUUUGAACCUUCCAGUGACACCAUUAUGUGAUCGACAUACCACUAGCAUACCAAAGAUACAGGCUGGAUUCUUUAAAUUUGUCGUGACGCCUUUAUACGAGGAAUGGCACCGUUUCCUAGGUGAUGGUCUUAGUGUUUCAUUAAUGGAACACCUGCGAGCCAAUCAAAAGAAAUGGGAAGCGUUAAUUCUCCAAGAAACUGCAAAGGAUAUAGAAACGGAAAUCUCAGAAUUGGAAGAGACAGAAUUGGAAGAUGCCAUCAGUACUGCAGAAGAUCCAGCUGCCGACGAGGAUACAGAAAGUAUUGAUUUAUUGAUACCAGCUGCAUACGUUCAUUCUUCUAAAAUGCAAAGUUUGCCAGCGCGAAUUGGUUUGGAACGCGUUGGAAGACGGCAUUCCGUGCCAUUAAGUAUCACGAAACCUAUGACACUUUUGCCACGAAGUAACGUGAGACGUGAAAGUUUACCAAGCGAACAAAGUAAAUCGAGGAAUCUUGUGUGGAAACUCGACGAACAAAAUCUUUUAGAUCCAAAUUCAUUAUCUUUAUUGUCGUCCAAAACUAGUAUAGAACUUUCUCCGAGCGGCAGUAAUGCAGGGGAAAGACCGGUCAGUGCUGAAAGUCUUUUGCCAGAACCUAGCAUAGCUAGUAUCACUAACAGUACUGAAGCAUCGAGAUUAAGUACGGUAUUGCAAUCGGAUGAUCAAAAGUCAAAUACGCAAACAAAACAAUUAACAAGACAACAGACUUUCCCUCCAUUGCAACCGUAUAUUAGAGUAAGAUACCUAUCGACGACCGCAGAAAUGUCGCAAUGUUAUUCCCAAAUAUUAUUAGAAGCAGAUAGCGCAUCAGCAUCCUCUUCAUGUUCGAUGAAAGAAAAAUCGUGUUCGGAUGGUCAUUGUGAUACUUCUCCUACAAAGGAAAUAGAGUCUAAUAACAUUAUAAUGUCGAAAGAAAUAGAUUUAAAUAAGAGAAGCUCCUUAAUUCCGGAGACAUUUAGACAAAAAACAGAACCAGUUGUUGAAUAUCCACGCCGUCACUCAGUUCAAACAAUUCGUAUCGAAGAUGUCAACUUCAAAAAUCGUUAUAAGCGACCAACGUCUGCUCAAGGAACAGAUUCUACACAAGUUUUUUACACAUCGUUGACCAAUUCACGUACCGAUAAAGAGAGAGGUAGCAUUGAAGAAGAAUCUAAAUUGAGCGAUAUUUCCACUUCGAAGAUAAAAUUGGAAAGUGAAAGAUCGAUAAACGAAGACCAACGGACUACUAUGGUAACAUUAAAUAAGUCUGAACAGUGUGGUUCGAUAGCGAUUAUUGCAAAAUCGAAGUGCACCAACUCCGAAUUACGAAGAUACUCAACUCCUGUGCCAGAAACUAAGACAAUAAUGACUGAUGCUGGUGGUAGACGAUUUACCGCGAUACCAGUGUCAUCCGAACUUAGCACGCAUAAAGUGUUCUUCAUCGGUAGCCCACCAGACUCACCACCCCUCGUUCAAAGCGUAUCUACGUCAAAUGAAAGUGGUAGCGAUUUACGAAAAGGAGAUAUGAAUAACGAAAUUGUUUCUACUUGUAAUAAACGAGAUUCAGAUUCUGCAAAAGAAAGGAGUUCGAAAGUAGCCAAAUUAAGUCUAGAUAUGCAAAUGAAGGAGAAUGUCGAUCCACGAGCGGUAGAAGAUACAAAAGGAAUUGCUUUAUGCAGAAAGGGAAGUCAGUCAUGGACUAGACGACGUGGAUCUGCUCCAGUUGGUCUUUUAUCUAGAUUGGAUGAUAUCACAGUACCAUCUAUAACUAGAGUUGAUCACACUUCCAGACGUGGUUCCGUACCAAAUGACAUUACUAGACAACAAAAUGGUGGUUUUAAUAGAUUAGCAUUAGGACCUCGAGAGGGUAAUGUUGCAGCACCUCGAAGAGCAAGUCUUCCACAAGAAACUGCUCUUGGAAAUCUUCUUGGCAAUAUUUUGUCUUUAACCAAUGAACGAGAGAAUCUCCCAAUAAAUAAUAACAAUAAUAAUAAUAAUACUGGAAGUAGCAACAAUAACGGAAUAACAAGAAUAAUUGAUAGCACUGGCCCUGGCAUGCCGUCGCCGCGGCGAGGUUCUGUGCCGGCAGAUAUAUCUGAAUUACGUCGUGAUAUGUUCAAUAGGAGUAGCAUAAACGGUAAGCCUCGUAAUCGGAAAAAAAUAUUGAAGAGAAGGAGUUCUGGAGGACCAGAAAUGUUUUCUGGAGGAUCCACAGAUGGAAACGAUAAUGGCACAUGGCUUAAAUGGAAGAGAGAACUAGGAAAAAAGGAUUCGAUUCCUGAACCGCUCGUCAAGCGAAGAGGUUCCCUGCCCAUAGAGAUGGUGGCCAUUUCUCAUGCUGGAUCAGGAUCAGGAACACGAAGAUCCAGCUUAUGGAGACUUUAGCAUGCAGUAGAAACAAGUGGACCGUCCGUGUUAUCAGCGGUUGACAUUAGAUCAUCGAAUACUACCGUACUGGCAGUCUUUCCUUACAACAUUAACAGCAACAGCGAUGAUUGACUUCCACGUUUCUAGUUUAAACUGGAACAUUGCAAAACUGGAACUCUUCUAACCAACUAUAAUUGUGGGCAAGUGAAUUUUGUAAAAUUAAUCAAGAUUUCUAUAAUAAUAUUUGCAAUAAAAAACAAAGAAAAAUGUUCGCGAUUUAUUCAGUGAUCGCUAGUAAUAAUUUUAUUGCCGCAAAUAUUACAUGUAUUAACGCCUAUAAUAAACAAAGUAAAAAAUCUAUUCUAACACAAAUGGAUAUACUUAUGUAUAUCUUUGAAUAAUGAAAAAAAUACAAAUUCAAGAUUGGCGAAUUGUAAUAUAAAAUUUUGCGACAGGGUUAAAUAAUAGCGAAAGAAGAAUGAAAAAAUUAUUCUUCUUCGUCAUAUGUUUGUGUGGAACUAGUAAAACAAAGUAUUUACACAUAUUAGUUAUGUGAGCUCUAUAUCCAUUUGUGCCAUACACAAAUGUUGUUGAAAACGAGAUACAGUCAAACACAGGGUUCAAUAUGACGAUUUUAAUAAUUAAAAUGCCUAGGUUCGGAGAAGGAAAAAAGACUGGUAGACUCACCGCUAUAAAAUUAGACACUUUAAAAGUGGCACAUAUAUUGAUUGAAAUGUAAUGAAAUUUGCUCAUAGUUAAGGAAAUUAACAUUUUUGAAAAUAAUUGGAACAAAAUGACAUUUAUCUUUAUUUAGUUAAUCAUUUUUAGCAUAUGUCAUCCCAUUAAAUAUUAAAUACAUUUUUGCACCUAUCUCAAAAUAUAAUUUUUUGUUAACGAUAUUUCUUAAUUAAUGAUAAAAUGCAAAAGAAAUUGAAUUUAUUAUUAAAUCAUAAUAAUGAAGACAUUUAUUGUUAAAAUCCAAUAAGAGAAAGUAAUGGCUAUUAAAAAUAAAUAUAUACUCAAUAUCAGAUUGUAAUUUUUUUUGAACUCUAACGGAAAUCAACAUAGACAUUCCAUUAAAACAGAUAGCGUGCAAUGCAUAAUAACAUGAAUGAGAAUUAAUCAUGAUAAAGUUGUAAUUAUCGCUAUUUAUCAUCAUUCAUUAUACUAUCAUAAUCAUAAUUAUCACUAUUGUCAUCAUCGUUGUUGUUAUAGUUAUAAAUGAAAUCUUAAUGACCGUUCAAGUAGAUAGACAUUGUAAACUUAGGAAAUAAUAAUAUAUGCGUUUAAUCUCAAAGUUAAUUAGUUAGUGAAUUGCGUGAAAUUAUAACUAUGAUUGUUUAUUACCAAUGAAAACUAAAGAUGGUUAUGAUGAAUGGGUUUACGGUACGUGAACCGAGAAAAAUCAAAAACCACAAAAUUCGUUCAUAUUACCUCUUAGAAUAUUAAUUCAGUAAAAAGCGUUUAAUUAAUAAGUUUUAGUUUUAUAAAGUACAAUUAUUAAACUGCCUGUGCACAAACGGAUUCAACCGUUAAUUUGUUUUAUUAUAAAACUUCUGUUACUAUAAGAUUAUUAUUAUGCAAAACGUAAUCCUAAAUAGCGUUUUAAAUUAUGUUUUUUAGAAAAUAAGAAAAAUAAUAAUUUAUAUCACGUACUGUUAUAACCUAUCGUCCCUCUAACUAUCAGAAAGUAAAAAAUUAUUAUUAAGCCAUUGCAGUUCAAUAAUAAUAUAUACUGAAUCUAAGUUUAUAACUAAUCAAAGUAAUAAUUGAUAUCUGUAUUGAUGUAAUAUAAAUAGGUCACAUCCCAAGCAAAAUAUUACAAAGCUUAGCAAAUUUUCCUUGAUAAAAUAUCCAGAUCUUCUCAGUGCAGGAACUCAGAGCUUUAUGUGUAUUUCACUUAAAAUGACCAGAAAAGGUGAAACAGAAAAUCGCCUUAAAUAGAUUUCAAAUCUUUAAAUAUGAAAUAUGAAAAUGAUUCUUAAGUUUUCCUAUUUGUAAUUAUGCAGAAGUACUGCAUAAAUGACUUGUUGUAUAAGUGUAUUGACAAUUAAGUUAGCAUAAAACUACUAGUCUUUCUAACUCUUAAUAUAAUUUGUAUAUAAAUAUAAAUAUAUAUAUAAAUAUAUAUAUAAAUAUAUAUAUAUAUAUAUAUAUAUAUAUAUAUAAAACAUUUAACAAAAAAAUGCACAGAAAACGCCAAGGAACAACACAUUGAUGAUAGAUAUUGAAAAAUUUCAGUAAAAAAAUUUAUUUAUUUAUACUUCUUGAAAUACUUAACUUUACAGACAGACCAAUACAAAUGGGACUAAACAGAAUCUCUUUGUGAAAAUGAUAAUUAACUUAGCUUCUGAAUUAAAUUUGAAUUCAAUAUUAUACAUGACCAUUCUGUCCAACUACUUUUUGAAAAAUUUUGGCACUUAGAUAUACAUGUUCCCUAUAACAAUACAAAAUAUGCCUCAUUCCAAUAGAGAAUUAUUGAUGUUAUUCAAAAAUUCUCUUCUGCCAUCCUUUAGAUACUGUGUAUUUAUAUUACACUGUUUUCUAAGAUUAUAUCCCGGGAUGUGCAAAAUUAAUAUAAAAUUAUUUAUUGAUUAUUACUUUAUAAGAAUGGAUGUUAUAGUAGAAUGAUAUGAGAUACAAUGCAUCAAGCAAUGUUUAUGCUCAUAUAAAUAUUAAUUUUUUUAAGCUAAAAUAUUAUGCUGUUAAAUCAUUAUGAAUUUUUAAGCUAUUGCUGAAAUUUUUUUUUCUAUUUUAUAUUAUCAUUUUAUUUACAACAAAGUAUCAGUAAAAAAUUCUAAAUAUUCAGGAAUAUUCAUUUUAUUUAAAUUAUUAAUUAUAUUAAUAAAAAUUUGAAAUUAUAUUAUAUAUUUAUAUUAAAUAUAAUUUUUUGCAAUUUAUUUUAUUUUAUAUUUAUAUAUUAAUAAUCUUUUAAAUUAUAAAUUUUAAAAUCCUAAAUUGCUAUAAUUUUUAUUUUAAAAAAAUGUUUACGCACAUGAUAUCUAAUAAAAAUCAAAUUAUUUAUAUUUUUUUUUAUUAUUUUUCUCAAAUAUAUAUAUAUAUAUAACACGAGAUUAUAAAUAAUUUUUUAUUUAUAUUCUAUUCACAAUAACAAACUAUAAUAAAAUGACAAUUAAUUGUCUUAAAAUUAAUAUUUUAAAAUAUUUAUAGGAUAAAUAAUUAAAACAAAUGUAUGAGUGACAUGGAAACGCUUGUUCAUAAAUUUAAUAAAACAAUUAAAUAAAUCAGGUCUUUCCCUUUAAAGUAAAAAGUGAAUACCAUAGAGUGAAUUGUAUCGUUUUUUUAACUUUUUUUUUUUUUUUUUUAUUGAAAAUAUUGAAUUUUAUAAUUAUCAGCAAAAGCGUGCAAUUCGCAGUAUUGGAAAUGUCAAUUAACAAGUAACAAUUUGUAUGUAAUCGGUCUGAUGAUAAGAAAGUCAUUAUGUAUUUUCUAUAAUAUUACCGGUAAAUAGCUACUGCGUUAGAUACAAUUAAAUAAUGUGUUCUUAUCAUUCGUAAUUAAAUUAUAUAAUGUUGUGUGUGUUAAUAAUAAAUAUAAAAUGCGAAAUAGUAUGAACUGAAUACGUGCAUAUAUGAUCGCGAUAAGAAUGUGAGUGUAGUUUAAUUUAUUGUCCUAUUUAUGAUGGGCAGUGUGAGAAAAAGUUAAUAUAUAUGUAUAUGUAUGUGAUGGCUCUACAUGGCCUAUUAUAUUAUUAGAUCGAAAUUAUUAUAGUGGAUAAUUAUAAUACCCAAAUUUUCUAUAAUUUUGAUUUGGUUAUAUUGAUUAUUUAUUUCAUGAAUGUACAUAAAAUUUUAUCUGUUAUACAGGAAAUCUCCAUUAUAAGUUUAAAACUGAAUACGUGAUACGAUAUGUAAAUCCAUCUUCUUUAUUAAAAAAAACAAAAAUUA
This is a messenger RNA of Apis cerana (Asiatic honeybee), 12398 nucleotides long. RefSeq lists its product as uncharacterized. Gene Ontology annotation, molecular function: 3',5'-cyclic-nucleotide phosphodiesterase activity. Gene Ontology annotation, biological process: signal transduction. Lineage: Eukaryota; Metazoa; Arthropoda; Insecta; Hymenoptera; Apidae. The record is from RefSeq and is a predicted model, not a curated record.